AUGGGAAUCGACUAUUACAAGGUUCUUGGUGUAGGGCGGAAAGCCACUGCGAACGAGAUCAAGAAGGCAUAUCACCAGUUGGCACUGAAGUAUCAUCCAGAUAAGUGUACGGGAAACCGAGAUGAGGCAGAGCGGCGCUUUAAGGAGGUGUCUGAGGCCUAUGAUGUGCUGAGUGAUGAGAGCAAGAGGAAAAUAUAUGAUGUGUAUGGUGAAGAGGGACUGAAGGGUGGCGUUCCGAGCGGGGGAGGUGAUGCUGAGGGUGCGGAGUUUCAUAAUGCCUUCCCCGGUGGUGCCAGGUACACCUUUUCGCAAGGUGAUGCUUUUAAUAUUUUUCAAACGUUUUUUGGCUCUAAUGACCCUUUUGCAGGUGGUGAAGAAUUUGGCGGUGGUGGGCCUGGCCUUCACCGCGUGUUUCGUGGCUUUGGCGGCCCUCAAGGGUUCACGACCGGGUUUGGUUCACCAGAGAUGUCGCCUGUUCACGAAGCUCCACCCAUGGAGUACACGUUUGCCUGCACGCUGGAGGAGAUUCACAGUGGAUGUACGAAGAAGUUCAACGUGUCACGUGUUCUGCCUGGUGGGACAGAAAAAAAGAUGUUCGAGGUUAAGGUACUCCCCGGGUAUAAGAAGGGUACGAAGAUUCGUUUUGAACGGGAAGGAGGCAUUGUGCAAGGCUAUCCGCCAAAUGUCAUGGCAGAUUUGGUUUUUGUGCUCGAUGAGAAGCCACAUUCGCGCUUUGAACGCAGUGGCGCGGACGUCCGUACCACGGUGCAUAUUAACUUGAAGCAGGCGUUGCUUGGAACCACAGUGAAUGUCUUGUGCCUCGAUGGAACUACGGCGGCGCUGCCGUUGACGGGCGUAAGUAAAAACGGACGCCAACUUCGGGUGAGUGGGAAGGGCUUCCUGGAUCGUAAGUCAGGGCGGAAUGGGGACAUGUACGUCACAAUUGCCGUGGACAUGCCUGCGUCACUGAGCGAUGAGACGAAGCGCUUGGUGGAGAAGUGCAACUUCUAG
Molecule: messenger RNA, 1011 nt
Organism: Trypanosoma grayi
Lineage: Eukaryota; Euglenozoa; Kinetoplastea; Trypanosomatida; Trypanosomatidae
Product: chaperone DnaJ protein
Exons: 1
Coding region: 1-1011 (336 amino acids)
Cellular component (GO): cytosol
Molecular function (GO): protein-folding chaperone binding
Source: RefSeq, a predicted model, not a curated record